Messenger RNA from Homalodisca vitripennis (glassy-winged sharpshooter), 670 nucleotides. RefSeq lists its product as uncharacterized. The record is from RefSeq and is a predicted model, not a curated record. NCBI's taxonomy places the organism in Eukaryota, Metazoa, Arthropoda, Insecta, Hemiptera, Cicadellidae. The transcript is spliced from 2 exons. Bases 163 to 492 code for a protein of 109 amino acids.
AUUUUAGUAAUGUUAUAGUUUACAGUUAGUAAUGUUAUCAGAUCAUUUUGAUUGCAUAAGAUCCAACCCAUCAGCAUUCAUCUACGCCGCUUCUGCGCUACUCAUCAUUUAGGGCAGCAUCAUUCCCGGACAGCGCUUACUUUAUCUAAAUAAAGGCUGAUAAUGAAAAUUGGCCUGGUGUACGGUGUGCUGCUGUACGUGUGUUUGGCGGAAAUCUUCACCACCGCCCAGAUCCAAGGCGACGACGGAUGGAAUACGAUGAUGGAUAGUGUGAUGGAUAACAACAUUGUGAUGCCUAUCGGAGAUGGCCAGAGCUCAGGCAAUAACAACGGCGAUGUAUUCUCAGACAUUUUAUCACGGUCAGUAAUUGGGCGAAAAAAGAAGCGGCGGAAACGAAGAAAAAACCGCUACCGCAGUUACGGGGUCCGCCACACAGGGGAGUCCGCGGUCAAGUUAAUACUUUUUGUUCUGUGGUUUCUGUACUACUCUUAGCAAAUCAAUGGAGCAUAAAGACAAAUUUUGUUACAUUUUGCAAAACAGGAAAGGAAAAAAGGCUUAAUUCAAAAGUUAAAUACAUUUUAAUAGAGGUCAAGUAUUGUUGUGGUCAGAGAUUUGAUAUGUCUGGUGAGUGUAGAGAAUUGCAAGCAAGAAUAAAAGAAAUCAAUGCAGA